CUUUCAGCAGUCCUGAUAUUGGCGGGAAAACGGCGUAUUAUCGUGCCAGUGCUUGCUGGCAAUGCCGCGCUCGCCCGCAUCCGCGCGACUGCUUUGCUGAGGAGGCCGGUGCCCAGUCGGGCCCCCGCGUGACCACUCCUUUUGCGUAGACCUGACGAGUCGAGCGCCGAGCGCAGAGAACGGAACGAGCGGCUCCGGACGAGGGAGAAAAGAUGGCGAACGACAAGGACCCCGUGAGGCAGCUGAAGGAUCUUGCACACCUGAAAGGCCAACUGGAGGACAUCCAGAAGCGAGUGGAGAACGAAGUGCAGGCUGGAGUCCCGCCGGGUGGCAGUCUGCUGGCAUCGCCCUUCCUGAAAGGCUUCCUGGGAGGCUAUAUUGUGGCCAAGCUGCGCUCCUCUGCACUCCUGGGUGUCAUACUGGGAACCUGCACUGGAAUUUAUGCAGCACAGAACUUUGAUGUUCCCAACAUUGAAACAACGCUGAGAGAUUAUAUUCAGUCCAUUAAAAAAGGCACCAAAUGAAAGAGCUGGGAAGUGUCUCCCUGGUCCAGGACAGACAUCCAACUAUGCCUUUUAUUUUCCAGAUGCUGCAGAAAAUCCUCAAACUGGAAAAUGCAUGUUUUUCUGUAUUUAUCAUGUUUUUUGAUUUAUCAUUUAUGUGCAAUAAUUUCGAGAGGAAGCAUUUAAAUGUUUUGUUUACAGUAGUAUUUCAUUUAUGUUAAUUAAGCUAUAUGUAAAUGUCACUCUUGAGGGGAAGUAGGAUGUAUUUUAAAUUUAUAUUCUGAAAUUUCCUCUGGUUUACUGGAAAUCUAAAAUAGUCAAGAGGGUGUCACUGAUAAGUAUGGAACGUCAUUUUAAAGUUUAUUUUGGCAACAAAGGAAAUGGGGAGCCUGUUUUGGGGGCACGUAUGUACCGGUACCUUCAGUGUUUUCUCCAUCGCCUGGCUUUAGCCCUCCAGGUAGCGGCUGACCGCACGGUGGGCUGGACCCAUGCUGUGUUAUGCCAGCUGCUGCCUGGAGCUUCUCCCACCAUCUCCCACUUGGUCUGCAGAACCAGGUUCUGCAUUUGCUUAAUUUCAGAGUGAGCCUGUACCGCAGCACAGGUUUCACUGCGACUUCCGUUGGACCAUGCAGCUGACUCCCAUCGCAAUAUCAGUGGCCGUCAGCGCGAUGAGGAGCUUCGCAGAAUUGCUUUUCUUUCUGCUCCACAUAGAUGAAGAUCAUUAAACACUGCAUACUUCUGCACUAUGAUGUAUUAGAUAUUAAACAGAAAAAAGUAGAAAUAACAAGUAACUAAAUAUUACAGUGAAAACCUCAUUAGAAAUCUCUGUUCUGUUAAGAUCAUGUUAAUAAAGCAAAGUCAUUGAGUUGCCACAAACAAUAGGGUCAGGAAUACUUGAAUUCAUGGUAUUUCUUAGUAAAGGUAAGCAAAGUGAAAAUAGAUUGGUCUUUUCCACUGUCCAGUUUCUGAGUUUUAAAAGUUCCACAAGCUUCGUGAACAAGAAAACCUUGAGUCUUGGAGCAGUUCCCUAACCAGUUUUCUGUUGCCUUUUUUUGUGUUGUUAUUCAAACCAAAUGUACUCUUGCUCAAUUUUUACAUGUACAUUUUGAGAGAAAUGCAUGUGCCUUUAUAAAGAGUUUAAUUAAAACACUUUCUUAAUGCUUUCUCUCUGCAUUCGUAAGC
This is a messenger RNA of Scleropages formosus (Asian bonytongue), 1685 nucleotides long. Its product is annotated as SLC35A4 upstream open reading frame protein-like. The record is from RefSeq and is a predicted model, not a curated record. NCBI's taxonomy places the organism in Eukaryota, Metazoa, Chordata, Actinopteri, Osteoglossiformes, Osteoglossidae. The transcript is spliced from 3 exons. Bases 213 to 524 code for a protein of 103 amino acids.